This is a messenger RNA of Tachysurus fulvidraco (yellow catfish), 11250 nucleotides long. RefSeq names its product CUB and Sushi multiple domains 3a (gene csmd3a). Bases 305 to 10897 code for a protein of 3530 amino acids. Lineage: Eukaryota; Metazoa; Chordata; Actinopteri; Siluriformes; Bagridae. The transcript is spliced from 69 exons. Gene Ontology annotation, biological process: regulation of dendrite development. The record is from RefSeq and is a predicted model, not a curated record.
AGAGAGAGAGAGAGAGUGUGUGUGUAUGUGUGUGUGUGUGUGUGUGUGUGUGUGUGUGAGUGUGUGUUUUGAGCGCUGAUUAAAAAGCGGCACCCACAUGCUGUCGGGUGGACGGCUCGUGCCGAGGAGCUCCGGAGGCGCGCGCACUGCACUCUGUUCCCCCGUCGGCCGAGAUGGUUGAGUCCUGUCCCCGCGUCUCGCGCACCGUAACGCCGUAACGCCGCUCCCCGACCGCUCAGCACCAGCCUCUUCGCGCGCGGGGGGGAAACAGAGCCGGUUUUUUUAUUCGCCAAGACGCUCCGACAUGACAGAGUCUCGCGGUGGAUUUGUACUCCUUUCCGACGGAGGAUGCGCCAGGUGCUCUUCUCGCGCGGACUCUUCUCGCGCCAAAGCUGCCAGGAUCAAAGGCGGAUUUGUCAUUUGGAACGUCGUGUUUUCUCUGAUGUGCACACGCGCGCAAGGUUUCAUUUACACAUGUGGUGGGACGUUAAAAGGAAAAAACGGGACCAUAGAAAGCCCCGGAUAUCCACACGGAUACCCCAACGGAGCGAACUGCACUUGGGUUAUUGUAGCUGAGGAAAGGAAUAGAAUUCACAUCGUUUUUCAAUCCUUUGCCGUGGAGGAGGAAUAUGACUUUUUAUCUUUAUAUGAUGGGCAUCCUCAUCCUGCCAACUUUCGAACAAGGUUAACAGGAUUCCAGGUUCCUGCUCCGGUCACAAGCACAGGCUCUGUUUUCUCCCUUCGUCUCACCAGCGACUUUGCCGUCAGUGCCCAUGGCUUUAAAAUCUAUUACGAAGAGCUACAGAGCAGUUCCUGUGGAAACCCAGGCAUUCCAGCUAAAGGGAUUCUGAAUGGAACAAGAUUUAACGUGGGUGACAGGAUCCAGUAUCGCUGUGUACCCGGGUACACACUGGAUGGUCAUGCUCAGCUAACUUGCGUCACUAGCACGUCCAACGUAGCAGCUUGGGACUUUCCUGUGCCCAUUUGCAGAGCCGAGGAUACGUGCGGAGGAACCUUCCGCAGUUCCAGCGGUGUGAUUUCCAGCUCGGAAUUCAAGAACGAUUACAAGAACAGCGGAGAGUGCACGUGGACCAUCGUGGCCGAUCCCGGAGACACCAUUUCGCUCGUCUUCACUGACUUUCAGAUGGACAACAAGUUCGACUACUUAGAGGUGGAGGGAUCAGAGCCACCAUCGAUAUGGUUGUCCGGGACAAACAUUCCGGUUCCUAUCGUCAGCAACAAGAACUGGCUCCGGCUCCAUUUUGUCACAGAUAAUAGUCAUAGACACAAAGGCUUUAUUGCUCAGUAUCAAGUGAAACGGUCUGGAGACUUCAAAUCAAGAGGGGUGAAGCUGUUGCCUGGGAAAGACAACACAAGCAAAUUUGCUAUAAUGAACGAAGGAGGAGUGAAGCAAGUGUCCAAUGACUGCUCGGACCCCGGAGAGCCGGAGAACGGCAGGCGCGUAGGUGACGAUUUCAGCAUUGGAGCCAUGGUCGGGUUCACGUGUGACGGCGAUCACGUGCUGCAGGGCUCCAAAAGCAUCACCUGCCAGCGGGUGGCAGAAGUGCUCGCCGCGUGGAGCGACCACCCUCCAGUAUGUAAAGUGAAAACGUGUGGGUCGAACCUCUAUGGUCCAUCUGGUACUUUUACCUCUCCCAAUUUCCCCAUCCAGUAUGAGAGCAACUCACAGUGUGUUUGGAUAAUCACCGCCAGUAACCCAAAUAAGGUGAUCCAGAUCAACUUCGAGGAGUUUGAUUUGGAGCUGGGAUACGAUACGCUUACCAUAGGAGACGGGGGAGAGGUCGGAGACUCCAGAACCAUCAUCCAAGUUCUGACUGGCAGCUUUGUGCCUGACCUGAUUGUCAGCAUGACCCACCAGAUGUGGCUCCAUCUGCAGUCGGACGAGAGCGUCGGCUCCAUCGGCUUCAAGAUCAACUACAAGGAAAUCGACAAGGAGAGCUGCGGCGAUCCCGGCAUCCCUUUGUACGGUUUCCGUGAGGGAGGCGGAUUCUCCAACGGUGAUGUGCUACGCUUCGAAUGUCAAUUCGGCUUUGAGCUGAUCGGCGAAAGAACUAUUUCCUGUCAGAAUAACAAUCAGUGGUCAGCCAACAUCCCCAUCUGUAUUUUCCCAUGUCUGUCCAACUUCACGGCCGCCUCAGGAACCGUCCUUUCGCCUGAUUACCCAGAAGGCUACGGCAACAACCUGAACUGCGUGUGGCUGAUCAUCGCCGAGCAGGGAAGCCGCAUACAGCUGGCCUUCAAUGACUUCGACCUAGAGCCACCCUACGACUUCUUGACGGUGCGGGAUGGCGAGCUGCUGGGCCGCUUCACGGGCGCCGAGGUGCCGUCACACCUCACCAGCAACUCCAACGUCCUGCAGCUGGAGUUCCAGGCCGACCACUCCAUGUCCGGCCGAGGCUUUAACAUCUCCUACAGCACGUUCGGACACAACGAAUGUCCCGACCCCGGCGUGCCCAUGAACGCAAAGCGCUUCGGGAAUAAUUUCCAGCUGGGCAGCUCGGUCUCGGUGGUGUGUGAGGAAGGCUUCAUAAAGACCCAAGGCUCGGACACUAUCGUGUGUGAGCUGGAGGAAGGAGGAGUCAUGUGGAGCGGUUUGAUUCCCAAAUGUGAAGCUCCAUGUGGUGGUCACUUCACCGCCCCUGUGGGAGUGAUCCUCUCUCCAGGGUGGCCUGGUUAUUAUAAAGACUCUCUGAGCUGCGAGUGGGUGAUCGAGGCCGAGCCGGGACACUCCAUCAAGCUGAGCUUUGACAGGUUUCAGACCGAACUCAAUUACGAUUUCCUGGAGAUCCACGACGGGCCGAACCUGCUCUCGCCACUCAUCGCUUCUCUGAACGGCACCCAGGUUCCUCACUUCCUGUUCAGCAGCGGCAGCUUCCUGUAUCUGCUCUUCACUACCGACAGCAGUCGCUCCAACAGCGGGUUCAAGCUCUUCUACGAGACUCUGUGUGGCGGUGAUGUAAAAGGACCCGAUGGCAUCAUCUUGUCUCCCGGCUUCCCGGAGCUCUAUCCCAACUCAUUAAACUGCACGUGGACGCUGGAGGUCAGCCAUGGGAAAGGCGUGCAGUUCACCUUCCAUGCUUUCCAUCUGGAGGAUCACCACGACUACCUGCUGGUGACGGAGAAUGGCAGCUUUGCUCAGCCCCUGGCACGUCUCACAGGCUCACAGAGGCCCCCGACCCUCAACGCCGGUCUCUACGGCAACUUCCGAGCCCAGCUCCGCUUCAUCUCCGACUUCUCUAUCUCCUUCCACGGCUUCAACAUCUCCUUCGCUGAGUACGAUCUGGAGCCGUGUGAGGAUCCUGGUGCGCCGCGAUUCGGUGGCCACAGCAGCAGCAGCAACAGCUUCGGAGUGGGUGAUUCGGUGACCUUCUGGUGCCUGCCAGGUUACCGGCUGCAGGGCCCACAGGGCAUCACUUGCCUGGGUGGCGGAAGGCGCACAUGGAGCGCCCCUCUGCCAAGGUGUGUGGCUGAAUGCGGAUCGACCGUUUCCCAGAACACCGGAGUCCUCUUGUCCCCAAACUACCCUCUGAAUUACGACAACAACCACGAGUGCAUUUAUAACAUUCAGGUACAAAGAGGAAAAGGCAUCAACAUCACGGCGAGCAGCUUCCGUCUGGCUCAAGGUGAUAUCUUAAAGGUUUACGACGGACCGGAUAACACGGCAGACCUCCUCGGAGCGUUCUCCGGUUCCUCCAUGUUGGGAGUCACACUCAGCAGCACCUCUAACCACCUCUGGCUGGAGUUCUUCUCGGAUCAGGACGACACCGCGGAGGGCUUCAAGCUGAACUACAGCAGUUUUGAACUCUCUCAUUGUGACGAGCCAGGCGUGCCGCAGUUCGGCUCCAAAGUGAGCGACCAAGGCCACUUUGCAGGAAGUGCCGUCACGUACCAGUGCGACCCGGGCUACACACUGCAUGGCAGUGGAUUGCUGACCUGUAUGACCGGGGAAAGGAGAACAUGGGACCAUCAGCUCCCUUCUUGCAUAGCGGAGUGUGGUGGAAGUUUCAAAGGUGAAUCGUCGGGGCGAAUAUUAUCUCCGGGAUACCCGUUCCCUUAUGACAACAAUCUCCGCUGUAUGUGGACCAUCGAGGUGGACUCGGGCAAUACCGUCAGCCUCCAGUUUCUAGCCUUUGACACGGAAGCGUCUCACGAUAUCCUGAAGGUGUGGGACGGCCGUCCUGAGAACGAGAUGCUCCUGAAGGAAGUGAGCGGUUCGCUAUUGCCCGAUGGGAUCCACAGCACCCUCAACGUCGUUACUAUUCAGUUUGAGACAGAUUUCUAUAUCAGCAAGUCUGGCUUUGCUAUCGACUUUUCCAGUUCGGUAGCGACGGCCUGCAGGGAUCCAGGCACCCCGAUGAACGGCACACGGAGCGGCGAGGGCAAAGAGCCGGGCGACACCAUGACCUUUGUGUGUGAUGCAGGCUACGAACUGCAGGGCGAGUCUCGGAUCACCUGCAUUCAGGUGGAAAACCGAUACUACUGGCAACCGAGCCCUCCUACCUGCAUCGCUCCUUGCGGAGGAAACAUCACAGGCUCGUCUGGAUUCAUUCUUUCUCCAAACUUUCCUCACCCCUACCCUCACAGCAAGGACUGUGAUUGGUUCAUCACCGUGCACCCUGAUUACGUCAUCUCACUCGCAUUCAUCAGCUUCAGCAUCGAGCCCAAUUACGACUUUCUGUACAUUUAUGAUGGACCGCACACCAACAGCCAUCUGAUUGGGACGUUUCAAGACAGCAAGCUGCCGGAGAAGAUAGAGAGCAGCUCGAACAUCAUGCACAUAGCCUUCCGCAGUGACGGUUCAGUGAGCUAUACCGGCUUUCAUUUGGAGUACAAGGCUAAGCUGAGGGAGGCAUGUUUUGACCCAGGCACUGUGAUGAACGGGACUCGACUGGGCAGUGACUAUAAACUGGGCUCCAGUUUGACCUUCCACUGUGAGCCAGGUUACCAACUACAAGGCUACUCCACUCUCACCUGCGUGAUGGGCAACACCAACCGACCAGAGUGGAACAGAGCCCUGCCCAGCUGUCAAGCUCCCUGUGGGAGCAGGUCAACGGGGUCAGAGGGCACCGUGCUGUCACCCAACUACCCUCGGAACUACACCAAGGGCCAGACAUGCCUCUACGAGAUCUCUGUGCCAGGCGAGUUCGUACUUUUUGGCCAGUUUAUGUUCUUUCAAACCACCUCCAACGACGUGGUGGACAUCUACGAUGGCCCUUCUUCUGAUUCUCCUCUUCUGACCUCUAUCUAUGGCUCCCAUUCAGGAGAGCCGCUGCCCCUGAGUGCUGGAAAUGAAAUCACCAUAAAGUUCACAGCAGAAGGUCCGAACACCGCCAAAGGCUUCCAUUUUGUCUACCAAGCCGUACCCAGGACCAGCGCUUCCCAGUGCAGUUCGGUCCCCGAGCCUCGCUACGGAAAGCGGAUCGGAAGCGAUUUUGGACUCGGCGCCGUCGUGCUGUUUGCAUGUAACCCGGGUUACGUGCUCCACGGUGCCAUCGCCAUCCGGUGCGAGUCGGUGCCCAGCAGUCUGGCCCAGUGGAACGGCUCAGUGCCUUUAUGCACAGUUCCAUGUGGAGGUGUCCUUACAGCACGCCGAGGAACCAUCCUGUCUCCCGGUUACCCCGAACCUUACAAUAAUCACCUCAACUGCGUCUGGAAAGUCUUUGUUCCGGAAGGAGCCGGAAUUCAAAUCACAGUCGUAACGUUUUCCACCGAGCACAACUGGGAUUCGCUGGAUUUCUACGACGGUGUUGACAGCAACGCACCCAGACUUGGCAGCUAUUCAGGAAUCACCAUCCCACCGCUUCUGAACAGCACAUCCAACAACCUGUACCUGACGUUUCAGACGGACAUGAGCGUUUCCGGAGCAGGAUUUCACCUGGAAUACGCAGCGAUAGGUUUGGAUUCCUGCCCGGAGCCUCAGACCCCCAACAACGGCAUGAAAAUCGGCGAGCGCUACAUCGUCGGUGACGUGGUUUCCUUCCAGUGCGAUCAGGGAUACACGCUAAAGGGCAGUGCGUAUAUAACGUGUAUGCCGGGACCCGUCAGAAGAUGGAACUAUCCGGCACCUCUCUGUCUGGCCGAGUGUGGCGGCUCUCUCUCGGACAUGACUGGUGUCAUCCUGAGUCCCGGCUUUCCUGGAAAUUACCCCAGUGGGCUGGACUGCACCUGGACAGUGCGACUUCCUGUGGGCUUCGGGAUUCACCUGCAGUUCCUGAAUUUCUCCACCGAAGCCGUUCACGACUACCUGGAGGUUCGGAGCGGGAGUUCAGACUCGGGUUCGGUGAUUGACAGGUUCAGCGGUUCCCUCGUUCCUGAAUCGUUUUUCAGCACCACCCACGAGACCAGCUUCAUCUUCCACAGUGACUACUCACAGAACAAAGCUGGCUUCCACAUCGUCUACGACACUUAUGAGCUCCAGCGCUGCCCGGAUCCGAGGCCCUUCCGAAACGGCCAGGUGAUGGGAACGGAUUUUGGCGUGGGCAUGACCAUCUGGUUCCAGUGUCAGCCGGGAUAUACGCUUCUGGGCCAGGCCUCGCUCACCUGCCUGCAUGGAGUCAGCAGGAACUGGAAUCACCCUGUUCCUCGCUGUGAAGCACUUUGUGGUGGAAAUCUCACCGCUCUGGAGGGCACCAUCUACUCUCCGGGUCACCCAGACGAUUACCCCAACUUGAAGGACUGCACAUGGACCAUCAGGGUUCCGCCAGGCAACGGCAUCUCCAUUAACUUCACCGUGCUGAACACCGAGCCCAUCUACGACUACAUCACCGUGUGGGACGGCCCGGACCAGACCUCCCCUCAGCUGGGCCAGUUCAGCGGCAGCUCUCUUCAGGAAGCCAUCUCCAGCACCUCCAACCACGUCCUCCUGAGGUUCCACAGCGACUUCAGCACCAGCGGAUUCUUCAUCCUGCAUUAUUACGCGUACCAGCUCCGUGUGUGUCAGCCUCCUGCGCCCGUCGCUAACGCCGAGAUCCUGACUGAUGACGGCGAGCUCGAAAUCGGAGAUAUCAUCAGGUACCGCUGCCUUCCAGGCUUCACGUUGGUGGGCAGUGAGAUUCUGACUUGCCGUCUGGGUGAGAGGUUGCAGAUGGAUGGCACCCCUCCAGUUUGCCAGGUGCGAUGCCCCGACAACGAAGUACUCUUCGACUCCACCGGCGUGAUCCUGAGUCCAGGCUUCCCAGAAAAUUACCCCAACCAGCAGAUAUGCUCGUGGAUGAUCAGCGUGGAGAAGGGCUACAACAUCACGCUGCACUUCGAGCUCUUCCAAACCGAGAAGGAGUUUGACAUCCUGGAGAUCUUUGAUGGUCCCAACAUUUACAGCCCGAGCGUGGCGGUGUUGAGCGGCGAGCUGGCCGUGCCCUUCACCCUGAGCACCACGGGCCACCAGCUGCUCCUGCGCUGGUCCUCUGACCACGGCACCAACCGCAAGGGCUUCCGCAUCACGUACGUGGCCAUGUACUGCAGCACGCCAGACUCUCCGCAGCACGGCUUUGUGGUCAGUCAAACCGGCGGCCACGUCAACAGCGUGGUGCGCUGGGCCUGCGAUCGGGGAUACAGGCUGAUUGGGAAAAGCAUGGCCAUGUGCAAGAAGACCGAAUUCGGAUAUCUGACCUGGGACACGUCUGUGCCGGCGUGCCAAGCUGUGUCUUGCGGCAUGCCAGCGGCUCCACCGAACGGAGGCGUGAUGGCGCCCGAUUACUCGGCAGGCACGCGCGCUAACUACUUCUGCAACGAAGGUUUCCGGCUCUCCUCCAAAGAGGUGACGAGCACGGUCUGCCAGGCCGACGGGACCUGGAGCAGCCACAACAAGAUCCCACGCUGCACAGUCAUGCUGUGCCCCAGUAUCGGCUCCUUCGCGCUGGACCACGGCAAGUGGAAGAUCGUCAACGGAUCUCGUUACGAAUACGGAACCGUGAUCGCCUUCAGCUGUAACCCCGGUUACUACCGCCUCGGCCCCGCCCACAUCCACUGCACGUCUAACGGGACAUGGAGCUGGAGGAACGAAAGGCCGCGCUGCAAGAUUAUUUCUUGCGGGAUGCUGCCCACUCCUCCUAAUGGGAAGAAAAUUGGAACUCAGACGACCUUCGGAGCGACGGCCAUUUUCACCUGUGACGUGGGCUACGUUCUGGUCGGCUCGACCGUACGCGAGUGUCUGCCGUCGGGGCUGUGGAGCGGCUCGGAGACUCGCUGCCUGGCGGGUCACUGUGGAGAACCGGAGCGGAUCGUGAACGGUCAGGUGAUCGGAGAGAACUUUGGCUACAGGGACACGGUGGUGUAUCAGUGCAACCCGGGCUUCAGACUCAUCGGCUCUUCAGUACGAAUCUGCCAGCAGGACCACAGCUGGUCAGGACAACUGCCCUCAUGUGUGUCGAUCAGCUGCGGGCAUCCGGGAAGUCCGAUAUACGGGCGUACGGUGGGAGACGGUUUCAACUUGGGAGACGUUGUCAGUUUCGUCUGCAACGACGGCUACGUGUUGGAGGGACCGUCUCAAGCCCAGUGUCUUCCUGAACGCCAGUGGAGUCACCAACCGCCCAGCUGCAGAGUGGUUAACUGCACUGAUCCCGGGAUACCAGCUAAUUCCAUUCGGAAGAGUAAAAUCGAAUUCGGGAAUUUCACCUUCGGCACCGUGGUAUCGUACGACUGCAAUCCCGGGUAUUACCUCUUCGGGGCAGCUGUUCUGACCUGCCAGCCUGUAGCCUACUGGGACCGACCGCUACCCGAGUGCAUCGAGGUGGAAUGCGGUCACCCUGGCGUCCCGCCUCACGCGCUCCUGAUGGGAGAAAAGUUUACCUUCGGUUCGAGCGUACGCUACACGUGCAUGGGAGGACGGCGGCUGAUCGGAGACGCCACACGGACCUGCCAGCUAACCAGCCACUGGAGCGGCUCUCUGCCUCACUGCUCAGGUGAUACAGCCGGUGAGUGCGGUGACCCAGGAACACCGGCUCAUGCCACACGGGAAGAAGGAACCUUUCAUCAGCGUGUUAAAGUUCGCUUCACCUGCGCCACGGGCCACACACUGUACGGCUCGGCCGAGCGCAUCUGCUUUCCCAACGGCACCUGGUCAGGAAAACAGCCCACCUGCAAACCGAUUCAGUGUGGAAACCCGGGCAGCCCUGCGAACGGUCGUGUCUCCCGUGUGAACUCAACUUCUUUCUCUCAUUCUGUUGUUUAUUCUUGCUCUGACGGAUAUCGUCUCUCCGGUGCGCCCUCAAGAGUCUGUCUGGCCAACGCCACCUGGUCCGGCUCCGAACCCAACUGCACAUUGAUAAGCUGCGGUGAACCAGGCAUCCCUGCCAACGGGCUGCGCUUUAGCGAGGCCUUCACCGUUGGCCAGAAUGUCACCUACGCAUGCCAACCAGGGUUCCUGAUGGACAACUCCAGCAUCAGCAUCCGAACUUGCACCCACAACGGAACUUGGAGCGGCACCUUGCCAACCUGCCAAGCGGUCACGUGUCCUCCUCCACCCCAAAUCUCCAGCGGUGAGGUGGAGGGCUCUGUGUUUCAGUGGGGUACCAGCGUUAGCUACCGCUGCCUGAGCGGCUACGAGCUCUCUUUCCCUGCAGUUCUUACCUGCGUGGGUCAGGGAUCCUGGAGCGGUGACGUGCCUCUGUGCAUGCCCAGGUUCUGCGGCGAUCCGGGCGUCCCCGCUCAGGCCAAGAGAGAAGGCCAGAGUUUCAUCUUCAAGUCUGAGGUAUUUUACAGCUGCAGCGCCCCCUACGUGCUGGUGGGCUCCUCUACACGCGUGUGCCAGGCUGACGGCACGUGGAGCGGCUCGCAACCUCGAUGUAUAGAACCCACCAGGACGACGUGUGAGAACCCAGGAACCCCAGAGUACGGUUCUCUGAAUGCAAGCCUGGGCUUCAAGGUGAGCAGCACCGUGCGGUUUCACUGUCAGAGCGGCCACCUGUUACUGGGCUCCAUUACACGGACGUGUCAGACUGACCUGAUGUGGAGCGGAGUGCAGCCCGAGUGUGCAGCUCAUACAUGCAAGCAGCCUCGCAGCCCCCCUCAUGCCACCGUACUGGGGCUGGACGUCCCCUCACUCGGGUACAUGCUGGUGUACUCGUGCCAGCCGGGUUUCCUGCUCACUGGAGGCUCCGAGCACCGUGUGUGUAGACCUGAUGGAUCCUGGAGCGGGAAAGUGCCUGUGUGCCGAGUCGGAUCAAAACCCACUGAGAAAGCCAUGGUUCCUGUUCAUGGGACGCCGAGUCCAAAAGCAAGCGUUCCUGAGGACGUGUUCGCCCCGGCGUACGUCUGGAAAGGCUCAGUGGAGUACAAGGCAGUCAAACAGCCCGUGACUCUGACAGUCACUAACUUUACCGCAAGCUCCGGCAGAGUGAACGUCACUUUAACCAACAGGAACACGGAGCUCUUACUGUCAGGUGUGUAUAAGAGCAGUGAAGCUCACCUCACCCUGCGGCUGUACCACACGAGGGCUCUGGUGCAGGGAACUCACACUAAGGUCACAGAGGAAACGUGGACCAUGGAUGGAUUUGUUUCAGCCGAGCAGGACGGAGGUCCGUACGUGUUCCAGGGCUACAUCCAGAGCCGGGAUUACGGACAGUUCGGUUUACAGAGACAAGGUCAGAACAUCACGGAGACCACGAGAAGCUCAGAGGCGCCGCCCGGGACCAACAGCAGCUCUGUCGCCGUGGCAAUUCUUGUGCCUUUUUUUGCUCUGAUUUUUGCAGGGUUUGGAUUUUAUCUCUACAAACAGAGGAGGACGGACAAAGCCGAGUUCUCGGGCUGCUCGGUGCACGAGAACAGCAACGGCCAGGCCACGUUCGAGAACCCCAUGUACAACACCAACACCAAAAGCAUGGAGGGCAAAGUGGUGCGCUUCGACCCGAGCCUCAACACCGUCUGCACCAUGGUUUGACACAAACAAACUCGUCCUAGGGGUUAGAACCACGGUGCGUUUUUAUUAUCUGGACUUCGUGGAGGUUGCACAGGUUUACGAAGAAAGAUCCAAGCACAGUAUUAGGAGCCAAUCCCCCCUUCACACACACACACAGACACACACACACACACACACACACACACACACACACACAAAAUGACGUGCCCCUGACCCCCCCCCCCUCCCCACAUCCGGUCUAAUCUUCAUGCUUUACGCUCUGCGUGGAUCAGCAAGCGAGGGUGGGACUGCUUCACGUCUCCAGUGGAGUGUUUUUAGGUUGUGCAACUCACUCUAAGAGUGUCUUUGAUUUUUUUUUUUUUUUUUUUUUUUUU